CUUGCUCUUUGCAGCAGGAGGGAACAAUCGGGCGUCAGCAGAGGAACCCCUCGCAGUCCCUGAGAGUUCAGUCUGCUGUCCGACAGAAUCUCCCUGACAGCCACCCCGUGGGGUCAGGUCUCCUGAGGGUGAAGGUGCAGAGGAAGUCCCAGGGUGCCCGUGCGUCUCUGCUCUCAGGGUGACCAGGACGGGACCUUUGGGAGACCCAGAAGACUUUCUGAGGAAGGUGACGCAGGACGGCUGUUCUCAGUGAAGGACCUUGCAGUCGCUACUGAGUACGACCAUGGGCCUGCUCGCCUGGCUGAAGACCCAGUUCGUCGUGCACGUCCUCAUCGGGUUCGUCUUUGUGGUGAGCGGGCUGAUCAUCAACUUUAUCCAGCUGUGCACACUCGUCCUCUGGCCCGUGAACAAGCAGCUCUACCGCCGGCUGAACUGUCGCCUCGCCUACUCGCUCUGGAGCCAGCUGGUCAUGCUGCUGGAGUGGUGGUCCUGCACCGACUGCACGCUCUUCACCGACCAGGCCACCAUGGAGCGCUUCGGGAAGGAGCACGUGGUCAUCAUCCUGAAUCACAACUAUGAGAUCGACUUCCUCUGUGGGUGGACCAUGUGCGAGCGGUUCGGUGUGCUGGGGAGCUCCAAGGUGCUGGCCAAGAGGGAGCUACUGUACGUGCCGCUCAUUGGCUGGACGUGGUACUUCCUGGAGAUCGUGUUCUGCAAGCGCAAGUGGGAGGAGGAUCGGGACCUGGUGAUCGGGGGGCUGCGGCGCCUGGCCGACUACCCUGAGUACAUGUGGUUUCUCCUGUACUGUGAGGGCACGCGCUUCACGGAGAAGAAGCACCGCGUCAGCAUGGAGGUGGCUGUCUCCAAGGGGCUGCCCGUCCUCAAGUACCACCUGCUGCCCCGCACCAAGGGCUUCACCACCGCAGUGCAGUGCCUGCGUGGGACAGUUGCAGCCGUGUACGACGUCACGCUGAAUUUCCGGGGGAACAAGAACCCGUCUUUGCUGGGGAUCCUCUACGGAAAGAAGUAUGAGGCGGACAUGUGUGUGAGGAGAUUUCCUCUGGAAGAGAUCCCACUGGAUGAAAAGGGAGCAGCUCAAUGGCUUCAUAAACUGUACCAGGAGAAGGACGCCUUGCAGGAGAUGUAUAACCAGGAAGGCGUGUUCCCAGGGGAGCAGUUCAAACCGGCCCGAAGGCCCUGGACGCUCCUGAACUUCCUGUUCUGGGCCACCGUCCUGCUGUCGCCUCUGUUCAGCUUCGCCUUGGGCGUCUUUGCGAGUGGCUCUCCCCUCCUGAUCCUGACGUUCCUGGGCUUUGUCGGGGCAGUCUGCAUAGAUUUUCCCCAGGGGAAGUUAAGGACCUCGGGCACUUCCUGGCCUGUGGGGUUGUCACCUGCACUGGCAGCUCCUGUGCGCUUUGCAAGCCUCUCCUUUUCAUGCCCGUUGCCUAUGGAGGGGACGUGGACGAGGAGCGCCACCAUCUGGCGAAAGCCAGGGAGCAAAUCAGUUGGUGCAAAAAGCGUGCGAAAUGACUGCCUCAAAAUGGGUAUAAAAGCCAUCAAGGACAGACGGGUUUCCACAUAGGCAUGUGUGCGUCACCAAGUAUUCUUUUGUAAAAAAUUCAUUCUGUGGAGAAAACUAAGGACCCCUUUCUCUUAUCAAGAAAAGAACUCUUGUUAGAACCAAGAGCUAUUCAGGGUCUCAUUUGUCUGUCUGCGGAAAAUAAAUGAAGCUCAAAGAA
Molecule: messenger RNA, 1739 nt
Organism: Rhinolophus ferrumequinum (greater horseshoe bat)
Lineage: Eukaryota; Metazoa; Chordata; Mammalia; Chiroptera; Rhinolophidae
Gene: AGPAT3
Product: 1-acylglycerol-3-phosphate O-acyltransferase 3
Exons: 9
Coding region: 284-1582 (432 amino acids)
Cellular component (GO): endomembrane system; endoplasmic reticulum
Molecular function (GO): 1-acylglycerol-3-phosphate O-acyltransferase activity
Source: RefSeq, a predicted model, not a curated record